UUAUGUGCACGUUCGCAUUCGCUCGAAACUAGAGCGAGGCUAAUCUUUAGCUGCAAUUGACGCAAAUUGAUUUUGCACUCGAAAUCGAUCGUUCGUCUCCGUCCGUAGAUCUCUCGCCUCCUGCUCCUGCCCGAAAGAAAUGCAAGGAGCGGGGCUCCAGUUCUCCCUCGUUCCAGUUUCCCCUUCCAGAUGCCCUUCUUUCUGGCCAUUUGAUCGUGAGGCAAGGCAACCAUUUCCGAUCACAGCCCAAUUAGCAACAAGCCAAUCCACACACAAUCCAUGUGCUAAACAAACUUCAAACGAUCUGCGAGAUCAGAGAGAACAGAGCGAACAGAGCGAGCUCUUUGUUUUGCCAGAAAUUAACGGAGGAUGACAUAAUGCGGCCAAAGAAAGUACCAGUACGCUGUACGCUCUCUUUAGAUUUUCUAGUUGUUGUUCUGCGGUUGGAGAUUUUAAUUGCAAUUCCAGAAACGAAAUUCCUUUCGUUACGAUUCCGAUUCCGACUCCGAGAUGGCGAGAAAAACAGAAGGCAGCCGUUGUUUUUAUCCCCGUUUCAGAUCGUUUGGCUCGAAUCAAUCAAAUUGUUUACACGCAUAUAAAUAUUUAUUAUCGUUUGCGUUUGUUUGUUUCUUGCCGAGGUUCUAAUUUUACACUCGUUCUCGGCCAGCAAUUGUUUCUCCUGUUUCCCAUUUCAUUGCUGUUUUUGCCCUGCACUGACACUCGGCAGUCGGCAGUCGAGCGUUUUAUUUCGGUUGUGACCCCCAGUUCGAUCUCAGUGUCCAGCAGGAGAUAGGAGACAGCGACGCUUCUAUCUGUGGCUCGCGCCACUCACAUGUCUAUAUGGACUGUAUGGAGUGGAUGGAGGCGACACUACUAUUUUUAAGUUUGCGAAAAAUCAUUCACAAACCAAAUGACAGUCGGCACAAAUUAGCAGGUUGAUAGCCCCCAGAGGAGUGAUCAAAACAAACUCUGCUAUCAGCUCACAAAUGAGAGCGUUCCUAGAGGGAUUCGCCUCGGUCUGUUGCCAUGUGACCAGUGCUCCAUCAGCAGAAGAACUGCGGAUUCCCUACGAGAACUGCGACAACUUGGCCGACUAUUUGAGUCUACAAAGAGCGGCUCAGGUCCAGGUCCAGGCACAGACCAAGACACAGACACAGGCUCCCGCUCAGCAGACCCCACAGAUGUCACUGCUCAAGUUCUUGGCCAUUAAUGCCCUGGAACUGAGCGCCCCCGCCACUCCGCAUCUCCUCCAGCAGCAGCAGACCAAGCCCCAGGGCUGGAUGCAGUUGUCCGGCCAUCCAGAGAGCAUUGUGCCCACGUCGACGGGAAUUGUGCGGAAGCGCAUCGUGGGCAUCGAUGACAGCGAGGUGCAUGCCUACCGCAUGAUCUGCCAGGAGCCACAGACGGCGCAGAUUGUUCCCGCGUACUUCGGUAUGCGGGAGAUGCAGUCGCAGCACUACAUCGAGCUACAGGACCUGUUGGCCGGCUUCAAGGAUCCCUGCGUGAUGGACAUCAAGAUGGGCUGCCGCACCUUCCUCGAGUCGGAGGUGAGCAAUGCCACGCUCCGGCCGGACUUGUACCAGAAAAUGCUUGCCGUGGAUGCCAGCGCACCGACGGCGGCCGAGCACGAGGCGCGAGCCAUCACCAAGCUGCGCUAUAUGCUGUUCCGCGAGUCGCUCUCCUCCUCGCACACCAAGGGCUUCCGCAUCGAAGCCCUCCGCCUGCGCGGUCGUCCUCCCGUCAAGGAUUUGAAGACCUGCCGCAGCAGCGAACAGAUCUCGCAGACCAUCGAGCAGUUCCUGGCCGCCCGCAAGUCCGUGCAGAAGGAACUGCUGAAGCGCCUGAAGCACAUGCGCCUGGUCGUCGAGCAGUCCGCCUUCUUCAAUCGCCACGAGAUCGUUGGCUCCAGCAUAUUCAUUGUGUACGACGAUGAGCGGGUCGGAGCGUGGCUGAUUGACUUUGCCAAAUGCCGCCAGCUGCCGGCGCAUAUGAGUGUGAACCAUCGCAGCGCCUGGACGUCCGGCAACCGCGAGGAGGGCCUGCUGAAGGGCAUGGACGAGCUGAUCCACGCCUUCGAGGAGGUCUACGCCCGCAAUGGCGGCCACCGCAGCUGCCUCAAGAUCUAAAGCAAGAUGGCGUCGGCGACUGCAGCUGGAUCUGCACCACACCAGAUGUCUGGCCCAUAAGACUGAUCACCCAUGCUCCAUUUGUACAGAAGAGAAGAGGAUUCAUUGCAUCGACCGAACUGCGUCGCACUUUUUUUUUACUAUUUUCCAUAUUGGAAACACUCUCGCGCCAGUUCCGAAGCACCGUUAGAACGGCGUGAUGGCGUAGUGGAAGCUGGAACUGGGGGAGAGGAAAACGAUUAGUAUUUGAUCACCAAGCAGCAUUUGUUUUGUUUGAAUGAAACAGGUUUAAACUAAGUAUUUGUUGAAAACAAUAUACAUCUGAACGCAAGAAUAAAUAACUUAAGAACAUAAA
Molecule: messenger RNA, 2481 nt
Organism: Drosophila pseudoobscura
Lineage: Eukaryota; Metazoa; Arthropoda; Insecta; Diptera; Drosophilidae
Gene: IP3K1
Product: inositol-trisphosphate 3-kinase-like protein
Exons: 3
Coding region: 987-2126 (379 amino acids)
Biological process (GO): inositol phosphate biosynthetic process
Cellular component (GO): nucleus; cytoplasm
Molecular function (GO): inositol-1,4,5-trisphosphate 3-kinase activity; inositol tetrakisphosphate kinase activity
Source: RefSeq, a predicted model, not a curated record